AUUGGUUGGGGCUGCCAGCUGCCAACGAAGGUCAUGUACGUCAUGUAGUUCGCGAUAAAAGAACAGACGUUGACAUCUUGUAGGUAAUGUUGGAACAGUUAUCUUCAAAAUCGAACUCGCGAGGUCGUGGGCGGGUUAUAGAAGUCUUCCCGAAAUGCUGACAACCGUUUCUAAGUAUUUAUUCCCUUUUGCAUAUUUCUUUAUGUGAAACAUUGUGUUUUAAUGCAGUAGUAAUUACAGUUCAGUUUAUGUACAGUUUGUGCUGUUGAUAUAAAAAUGAUGUUUAAAUCAGCUGUUUUGUUACUACUAACGAUACUUAGUGGCAUAAAGGAGGAAGAGGCUUCUGUAGCCACAAGGUUAGCAAAUGAAAAGAAUUCUCAUGCCCCAAAUCUGCUUAGUGAUGAGCAGAUAGUUAAAGUAGCAGGCCUUUCAAACGUCAACCACUUUGAAUAUGUGCUGGAUACCAUAUUAAUACCAAGAGUUGUUGGUACUGCAAAUCAUGAAUUUGUAAAACAGUUUAUCAUCAAAACAAUGCAAGAACUUGACUGGAGAGUUGAAUCAGAUCCAUUUGAAGAAAAUACGCCUAUAUUUGGACGUCUGCAGUUUGAAAAUGUUGUGGCAACUUUAAACCCGAAUGCAAGACGAUAUCUUGUUCUGGCAUGUCAUUAUGACUCUAAAUACUACAGGGAGAACAAUUUUGUUGGUGCAACUGAUUCGGCAGUGCCUUGCGCCAUGAUGAUUAAUUUGGCACGUGUUUUGGCUGAACCACUCAAGAGAACUCUAGCUCAGAAUGACGUAAGUUUGAAAUUUGUCUUUUUUGAUGGCGAGGAGGCAUUUCAGCAGUGGGGUCCAACCGACUCGAUUUAUGGGGCACGGCACCUGGCUGCAAAAUGGGAGCAAAGUGCAUAUCCAAAGGACAAUGCCGAUGGCACCAACCAGCUCCACAGAAUAGACAUUUUAGUCUUGCUGGAUCUACUUGGAGCCCCAGAUCCAGUAUUUUACAGUUACUUUAAAGAAACAGAAAACUGGUAUCGUCGGAUGAUGGCAGCAGAGAGAAGCCUAGCCAGACUGGGGCAACUGGUACAAUAUUCAGUAGGCAAGCCUGAUCAGUAUUAUUUUCAACAGAUGUCGAGACGUGGCGGUAUUGAAGAUGAUCAUAUUCCGUUCAUGAUUCGAGGUGUCCCAAUCUUGCAUCUGAUUCCAGUUCCCUUCCCAUCGGCGUGGCAUACAGAAGACGACAAUCGUAAUGCUGUUGACAUAGCAACAGUUGAAAAUCUGAACAAGAUUCUAAGGCUCUUUGUGGCAGAAUACCUUCAUUUGCAGAUCCCGAUAGUGACAAUGGGGGCGAGUUCUUCACCACUUCUCUUCCUGUUACCACUGCUAACUCCUUCUCGUGUUCUGCUAGCCUAUGCAUAAGAUGCCUGCGUUCAUCUGGUCAAGCCGAUCUUCAUGAAGCUUCAAAUCUUCAUUUCCAUAAAUUCAAAACGUGGAAUAACGGUACACUGAAACCAACCUGCUGUUUUCUUGACAUUCUAAAACCUGUUCAUCUGUUAUGAUACUAGUAUUAACCCUUUGAAGCAUGAAUGUCUUCUGAAUAAUAUUUAAAUAUUUGCUUCCUACCUCACAGUAAACUUAUUAUCUUCAUUACAAAGACCAAUCAGUAAAUGCUGUUUAGGGGAAUAAUCACCGUUUACUGUGAGAGUCAUAGAAAACACAUAAAUACACUGUGUGGGCAAAAUGUAGAGUGUUUUUGGUGUUAAGGCGGUAAAUAUAGUUACAUGCCAUCAUG
This is a messenger RNA of Cryptotermes secundus, 1789 nucleotides long. RefSeq names its product glutaminyl-peptide cyclotransferase (gene isoQC). Lineage: Eukaryota; Metazoa; Arthropoda; Insecta; Blattodea; Kalotermitidae. Gene Ontology annotation, molecular function: glutaminyl-peptide cyclotransferase activity; zinc ion binding. Bases 277 to 1416 code for a protein of 379 amino acids. The transcript has 7 exons. The record is from RefSeq and is a predicted model, not a curated record.